AUGGCCGACGGCGAGGCGGCCGACGGCAAAGCGGCCGACGGCGAGGCGGCCGACGGCGAGGCGGCCGACGGCGAGGCGGCCGACGGCGAGGCGGCCUACGGCGAGGCGGCCGACGGCGAGGCGGCUGACGGCGAGGCGGCCGACGGCAAAGCGGCCGACGGCGAGGCGGCCGACGGCGAGGCGGCCGACGGCAAAGCGGCCGACGGCGAGGCGGCCGACGGCGAGGCGGCCGUCGGUGAGGCGGCCGACGGCGAGGCGGCCGACGGCGAGGCGGCCUACGGCGAGGCGGCCUACGGCGAGGCAGCCGACGGCGAGGCGGCCGACGGCGAGGCGGCCGACGGCGAGGCGGCCGACGGCGAGGCGGCCGACGGCAAAGCGGCCGACGGCGAGAUGCUGACGUAA
This is a messenger RNA of Volvox carteri f. nagariensis, 402 nucleotides long. RefSeq lists its product as uncharacterized. The transcript has a single exon. The coding region runs from base 1 to 402 and encodes 133 amino acids. The record is from RefSeq and is a predicted model, not a curated record. NCBI's taxonomy places the organism in Eukaryota, Viridiplantae, Chlorophyta, Chlorophyceae, Chlamydomonadales, Volvocaceae.